Molecule: messenger RNA, 1494 nt
Organism: Trypanosoma grayi
Lineage: Eukaryota; Euglenozoa; Kinetoplastea; Trypanosomatida; Trypanosomatidae
Exons: 1
Coding region: 1-1494 (497 amino acids)
Source: RefSeq, a predicted model, not a curated record
AUGAUGGAGGGCGGCAUCAUCUUCGAUGAGCAGAACACGGAGGGAGGGAUGCAGAGCGAUGUGACGCACCUGUGCGCUGCGGCCCUGUUAACUGUUACCCUCACCGCUCUCAGCGAUAAAGGCGAUGAGCUUGAUGACGGCGGAUCCCUCGGGGCGACUAUCGGCACACAGGAGUCGCUGCCCACCUCCUCACGCGAGGCCAGCAGUGGGGUCCAUGAAAAGAGAGAUGCUUUACUUCUCCCACACCCACGGGCGCAGACUUGCGAGAAGCAGAAGCGACACAAUCCCAACGUACCCACGGGUUCAGAAGCGUUGCCGCUAUCACAGAUGUGGAAAGUGGCGGCAACGGUCCCCAGAGCGGAGGAUAUGGCCCCUACACUUCUGACCGCGUUUCUCUCGUAUACGGAUGAGAUCUUCGCUGCGGCGCAGGUAGCAUUACCAAUUUCGCAAGAGGAAGAAGGGGAUCGACAGAAGCAGCAGAAUCAUCUUCCUCUCUGCAACAGGUUGGAUUCUGUUAAGCUUCGCCUUUUGCCUUCAGCCAAUCCGUCUUGGCAUUAUAUGACGACAGUGCAUCAACCACAGAGCAAAUCUUCUGUAGCGUUGUCGUGGUUCCUGCAGCAUCAUCGCGAACUCGCGGCAACAGUAAUGUCUAUGGGUUUCAGCUUCCUCCUUUGUCUGGAAGAGCAUCGUUACUCUUGGAAAAAGGCGCUGGAGGUGCCGUUGACGGCACUGCAGCUACUGGCAAAUUAUGCCCACACAGUGUCAUUUCAUGAUGAUAACGCCUUUGAAGAACUUGGUCCACGUGGGCAUCUCUUGGUCAUGGCUGCCUGUCUGCUGACGUGUUGGAAAUUCUCGGACAUUGAUGCCAGUGCCACAGCACUUGUUGCCCUCCUUGAAAAAUCCUUCUUUCGUCACCACCGGGUUCUGAACACGAGGGAUAUCCUUCAUUUGGAAGCCGAGGUGCUCAGAGUCUGUGGGUUUCGUGUGGAGGCCCCGCGUUGGUGGUCAGUUGCCAUUGAACUCCUCGCGACCGCCUACAGCGAAGAGAAAGAUGAGGCUCUGGACGGCGCGGAGAAUAUAGGUGCGUGGUGGCCGUAUGUGUCCCAUGACGACAGUGACCUCCAAUGUCGGUACGAGGCGAAGAUGGAGCAAUUGCUGUUGACGAGUGAGCACAUUCUUGUGUUCUUGAUGAAUGUCGUGGCAGAGAAUGAGGAGGGCGUUCACAACCGCCACGGCUGCGCAACGGACGACACCAGUCGGCACUGCGAGCUGCGCGGCGUGCUUCGCGGUUGGAUUGAGUCGUCGCCACUCUUCGGCGUGGCGCUAGCCGUCGCCAGUGGGGCAGUGGGGCUCGAGUGGGCGGCAUCUUGCGUCGGCCCAACCGCCGGUUUGUGCUACAACAGCGUUCAAGACGGUAUCAGUGCCGCUGAUGAGGCAGCGCAGCAUGAUGUGUAUGGAAUGGUGGCGGUGCUGAAAGAGGUGCUGCAGCUUUAG